Dicrocoelium dendriticum is the source of this 405-nucleotide messenger RNA. Lineage: Eukaryota; Metazoa; Platyhelminthes; Trematoda; Plagiorchiida; Dicrocoeliidae. The record is from the annotation of a GenBank genome assembly.
AUGUUGUUUCAGAAUCCUUCGUCCUUUUUUUCUACAUCGAACAACAAAUCAACCAACAGACGCUUUGUGAGAGAUCGCUAUACGGGCACAAUAAGCCGGUACAAUCUGUACGGGAAUUCGACUGACUUGCAAUUCAUCACGGAUAGAUGGUCCAGGAUACCAGUCGGGGAGUUCAACGGGUCUCGCGUCGGUGCAUACUUUCCGUGGCCACCGAACAAAGCAGGGGAAAGAGUCCAGAAGCAUCUCGUCUCUGAGUCUCCGGAAAGCAUGUUCAAUACAGAAUUAACACGAAGACCCCCGACAAAUUUACCUGGCCGCAUUCGUAUGGCUUUCGGAAGGGCGGCACCCGGAUACUACGCUGAGCGGUUUCCAAGUAAGAAUCACGUAACUGAAAAUACACUCUAG